CCACGAGCACGUUGGUGUGGCUGAUGCGCCAGGGUAAAGUAUCCGUAGCCGUUGUGGCGCGUCCAUAAUUAUAAUCCCGAUCAAGCGCAAGCGCUAUCACCUGCCUGCAGCCGAGUCAUUACCACCGUGAGACACGGUUGGCAAUAUUUGCUUCACCCAGCAGAGCCGUAAACUUUGUCGCUCCUUUCUUCGCGUCCAGAAUCACCGCGCUCGCGGAGGUUCCUUGCUUGCCAUGUCAGGCUUUCCCGAGUCGUUUGUCGGUCCUUGGACUGACCGACUCCGCGCGCACCGCGAUGAUCAGCUCAACGACUUCCCAAACUACCACAUCGCGAACCCUGAGACGCUCAUCACCACGAGUGUACCCAGGGCACUCUAUGUCGGGACCGGGCUGAGUAUCUUCACACGCGCACUGCUGCCGGCGAUGCUCAAUGCGCAACACUCCAUUCACUUUGUCACUUGCUACUGGGCAGAAUCACCGACCCUCAGUUCCUUUAGAGAGACGCUUCUGAAGCUCGCCAGCGCGCGAGCCGACAUGUCGCCUGGGCAGAAGCCCCUCAGGAUCACAAUCGGAUUCUCGUCCAGCGGUCUCUUCCAGAAACUCUUCCACACCUCGUCACGCAAUGGCCAUGUGGUACCACCUCAGGAGUGGGAAAAGAUGGGCCUGCCCAGCGAGACGGCCUUGAAAAUGGGCACGAUCGAGUUGACAGUGAAGAGCAUCUUCUUUACGCCUUUCAGCGUCAUGCACCCCAAGUACCUCAUCGUGGACGGCGCGAGAUGUUGGGUGCCCAGCUGCAAUGUGAGCUGGGAAAUAUGGUUCGAGGGUUGUAUCGAACUCGAGGGCGAGGUUGUUGGGCAGCUCAUGAGAUUCCACGAUCAGACAUGGGGUGCCCACGGUGCCACAGAGCUGCUGUCAGUAGGCAACAGACGAUACUCCUCCGCUACCUUGCAGCCACUGCGUCACAAACGAGCUUCGCUGCAUUCCGGGGGCCUCGACAUGUCGGCCACCCAGUCUCUCAAGUUUCCGGCCACAGCGGCCACACCCACCAUUCUCCUGCCCUCUUCGCAUCAUCGCAAUCCUCGCUUCAGCCUGUUCCCCUUUCUGAGCCAAUCCAGCCCUCCAAUCACACCUCUCAACGCGGCACUGUUGACGCUCAUCGAGAAUGCGCAGCGGCAGAUCAACAUUGUGACACCGAAUGUCACGUCGUGGCCGCUCAUGGAGGCCCUGUUGGCGAGUCUCGCCAGGGGCGUCGACGUUCACAUCCGCACCAGCAGGAGCAUGAUGGUGAUUGAGCAGCUGGUCACAGCGGGCACGACGACUGCGUGGUGCCUCGAUCGCUUCAUCAAAAAGUACAAAGCACUGGUCAACUCAAAACCAAAGCUCAACGACCCCGAGGCCCCUGCGCUUGGUGUCGGCAGGCUGGACAUUCUGUACUACAAGCCGCUCAGUUUACGACAGGGGGAGGACGACGAGCCCGUACUCAGUCAUUUCAAGAUGACCAUGGUCGACGAGGAGUUUGUUAUUUUCGGAUCCGGCAACAUGGACCGGGCCAGUUGGUGGACGAGUCAGGAGAUUGGCGUGCUAUUGCACGCCCCAGAGUUUGACGGACAGAAACUCUGGGAAGGCGUCCUGGAGAAUCGAUCCGAGGUUGUCUUUCGCUCGGCCGACAUGUAUUGAGGGCAACCCCUCACAAUUUCAGCGUCGUCGUAUUUUGGAUACAGAGCGCUGGCCCGUCGGAAACACCAAGCCAGUGUGUAUUAUAGCACCACCUACAACUAUACUAAAUCGUAAUGUCUUGAACCAGAUAUCGGCAGAGCAGUAUCG
Emericellopsis atlantica is the source of this 1822-nucleotide messenger RNA. Its product is annotated as phospholipase D. Gene Ontology annotation, molecular function: catalytic activity. The record is from RefSeq and is a predicted model, not a curated record. Lineage: Eukaryota; Fungi; Ascomycota; Sordariomycetes; Hypocreales; Bionectriaceae. The transcript has a single exon. The coding region runs from base 233 to 1675 and encodes 480 amino acids.